AUGCAAGACGAUUCGCGAAUAGAUCUGACUUGUUUGACUAAUUCUUCUGGUCAGCCACCAACAGAAGACAGUAUUACAAAUUUGCUUGCCAGCAGAUACAAGAAAAAUCAACCUUAUACCCGUGCAGGUCAUUAUAAUUUGAUUGUUGUAAAUCCAUACCAGCCACUCGAAAUUUUAAAUGAUGCGACUCUUCGAUCAUACGCCGAUGUUGGAUACAGAAAUAUAGUAGGAAAUAAACAGCCUAUGCAGCCUCAUGUAUACGACAUGGCUGCGCGGGUCUACUUUCAUAUGCGAAGAACUGGUGAAGAUCAAAGUAUCAUCUUGAGUGGUAUUACUGGCUCAGGGAAAAGUAGAACAAAAUCACACUUUUUAAAUCAAAUUUUAUUGUUAUCAACACAUUCUAAGAAGGAGAACAAGCUGCAGCAGCAGAUAAAAAACUCGCUGAUUAUUUUAGAAGCGUUUGGCAACUGUAAAACUACGCAGAAUCUUUCGGCUUCAAAAUAUGGCAUGUUUCAAGAGCUUCAAUUCUCUGAAAGAGGACGUAUUCUUGGUGCAAAAACCCUGACUUAUGCGUUUGACAAAUCUAGACUCACCAUAGUUCCUAAAGACGAGCGUUUAUAUAAUGUCUUUUAUUCGCUUCUAGCUGGUACAAGUCCUGAAGAGCAAGCAGCACUCCAUAUCAAUUUUCCACCCGAGUCGUUUAACUAUCUUGCCCAAUCGAAAACCAUCAAAGUACCGGAAAUCAAUGAUGAAGUUGCCUUUGCCGAUCUCAAAAGUGCAUUGAAAAUCUGUGGCUUCAAGGCUAAAACAGUAACCCAGAUUUUUCAACUGUUAGCCACCAUUUUGCAUAUCGGUAACAUUCAGUUUCAGGAUGAUCAUGAUGGUGGAAACGUAGCUCAAGAAGCGUGUAGUGUCAAAAAUACAGAAGUUCUAGAAACAGUUGCUGUAAUGCUGGGUGUAUCACCUACUAAAUUAGAGCAAUCAUUGACUUACAAGCUGAGAUUAAUCCGAAAAGAACUUUGUACAAUGUUUUUGAAUGCCCAGGGUGCGGCUGAACAAAGAGAUGCGCUUGCUCGGGCUCUUUAUCAUGUUCUAUUCCUAUGGAUUGUAGAAACCAUCAAUACAAAAAUAUGUUACAACGAUGCGGAGCCUGCAAAUUUUAUUGGUAUUCUUGAUCAGUUUGGUUUCCAAAAUUUUAAAUCCAAUGGAUUCGAAGAAUUUUGUGCCAACUAUGCCAACGAACGUGUACACCAAUUUAUCAUUAAUCAACGUUUUAAUGAUUCAGUCGGUUUGAAUGCUAUUAUGGCACGGGAUGGUGUUCCACUUCCCAAAAUAACAACUAUGGACAAUGCAACUUGCCUAGAAUUGAUUGUUGGCAAAGAACAGGAUCAUACACACGAGAAAAAUGUACACAAAUCCGCUGCACUCGGAUUGGGAGGUAUUGUCGGAGUCAUGGAUCGUGAUUGUGCCAAAUACCAAACAGGUGCUACAGAUGCUACCAAUGCCAACUUCCUCGCAACCGUGCAACGAUCCUAUGGCUCACAUCCGUCAUUCUCUAAAUCUGGCCAUGCCUAUUCAUUCGGCAUCAGUCAUUUCUCUGGUUCUGUUCAUUAUACAGUUGAGUCAUUCUUAGAAAAGAAUCUUGAUGAUCUUUCACCUGACUUUGUCAGCUUAUUGCGGGAUAACAGCACCAACAGCUUCGUAUCAAGUUUAUUUGAGAGCUCAGCCAUGGCAACCGAAUCACAUCCUAAAGAUGACCGUACCAUUGUCAAAGCUCAGCUCAGCAGUAAACCUACACGUGCACCUUCUAUGAAACGUCCCAAUAAGCGACGCAACAAUAAUAAUGCCAAUAACAACGUCACAGAUAUCACGAACAUGCCAAUUCCAGAAGGAGCUGAGGCCGAUGCAGAUGAGAUCAGAAAACAAAAGCUUAUCAAAGAGGCUGAAGAAGCCUAUCAGAAUAUGCAAGUAACAACGGUUAUGGAUCAACUGUAUAUGACCCUCCGCGAUCUCUUUUACACUAUGGCAGAUACCCGACUUUAUAACAUUAUUCACAUUAGACCGAACGAUACCCAAUCACCAGACGCUUUCGAUGCAAAGAGAGUGAAAGCUCAGGUGCGGUCUUUCUUAUUACCCGAUAUCACCGCUCGUUGUUCGUACUAUGACUAUGCAAAUUAUUAUAGCUUCAGCGAGUUCCUCAUACGUUAUGAAGGCUUCGUGCAUUCUUUACAGAUCGACCACGGUAAAUCAGAACGGGAACAGGUUCAAGACAUUUUUGCCAUUAUGAAUUGGUCAGAAGCACAUGCAUUUGUAGGUCAAGAUAUGAUUUGGAUUACUUAUGAUACUUGGAAGGAGUUGGAAGACGGAUUACGUGCAGCUGAGAAAGAAGAGCGUGAGCGCGCAAAAGGAUUGAUUGGGGCUGGUGACGGUAAGCAAGAGAUGAUGGACCCCGGCCAUCCAGAUGCCACUGCUAUGCUGGGCGGUGGUGAUGGCCAUUUGAAUAUGAUGAUGGGUGAAAUGCCAGCCGCCGGUGGAUUCCAUCAAGACAGUCAAGAUAGGCUAUUACCUCUCGGUGGAGGUUAUAUUGAUGGCCAUAUGCCAGGUGGAGGGUUCGAAGAUAAUGCUAGCUAUAUGGAUAGUGAAGACGGCCUUAAACGUGACAUAGAAGGAAGCCAAUGGGGUGAAGAAUCUGAAUGGGGUAUGAAAGGUUUGGCUGAAGGUUUCGGUCCCAAUAUGGAUAUGAGUAAAAUGGUAGAAGACUACCACACUCCUCAACAUGAAUCAAUCGAAGAAAUGCCGAUUACAGCUGUACGUAUUUGGUGGAUACGUUUUGUAUGGUUGAUGACUUGGUGGAUUCCAUCGCCUUUCUUAAGAUGGUUUGGAAAAAUGAAGCGUGAAGAUGUUCAAAUGGCCUGGCGUGAAAAAGUAACGCUCUGUAUUCUGAUUUUCUUUUUCUCUGCCAUGGUCAUUUUUGUUAUCGUUGCGUUGGGAGAGCUUAUCUGUCCCGGAACAAAAGAAAUGUAUUCUACAGCAAAUGUUCAAGCACACGGUAUUCCAGAUGACAUGUUUGUCAGUGUCCGUGGACAAGUUUACGACAUCACAAACUUUGCAAAAAGUCAGCACGGUUCUUCGCCUUAUAUUGGCACAACUGAUCUAAUGGCACAAGUAGCUGGCUUGGAUGUAUCUUAUUCCAUCCCUCCUCCUUUAACCGUAGCCUGUUCUGGUUUAGUAACCUCUCCCACAAUCAAGAUGGUGCCAAACAACACUAUUGUCUUGACCAACUUUGUACAUUACUCCGGAGAUCAACUACAAGUAACAACGUUAACCAAAAUGCAAGAUCCUCACUGGUACUGGAAUUAUUUUAUACCCACAAUGAGCCUCUAUAAAAAAGGUAAAGUAGUCGUCCCCGUCAAGCAACUUUACGAGGAUUAUCAAGGCUGGAGCCGUUUGGCACUUGCUAUUAAUGGCCGUGUUUACGAUAUCAAUGAUUACAUGUCGACUGCUAAAACUUAUGAUUCUGGCUCUACUUCCAGCGACUAUCACUUCUUGCAUCCGACGGUCGAAGAGAUCUUCAACAAAUUCAGUGGUACCGAUGCGACGGACAAGUGGAACCAAUAUAAGAACACAAUGACUCCAGAGCAACAAGAAAUGAACAUGGCUUGCCUGGACAACUUUUUCUAUAUUGGCGACGUUGAUCAGCGUGAAACGGCUAGGUGUCUAUUCACCAACUAUAUGUUGCUUUCUUUCGCUAUCUUAAUGUGUGUUGUUAUUGGUGUCAAGUUUUUGGCUGCCCUUCAAUUUGGGGGUGCGCCUACGCCCGAGGAUCAUGAUAAAUUCGUCAUUUGUCAAGUGCCCUGUUAUACCGAAGAUGAAGAGUCGUUAAAGAAGACUAUUGAUUCUCUUACUGUGAUGAACUAUGAUGAUAAGCGUAAAUUACUCUUCAUUAUUGCUGAUGGUAUGAUUAUGGGUAGUGGUAACGACCGGCCAACGCCUCGUAUUGUAUUGGACGUCUUGGGGUAUGAUACGAAGAAUGAUCCUGAGCCCUUAAUGUUCAAAUCUAUUGGUGAAGGCUCCAAGCAACUCAAUUAUGGUAAAGUCUACUCUGGCCUUUAUGAAUGCGAAGGCCAUGUCGUGCCUUACGUUGUCAUUGUUAAGGUAGGCAAGGCCUCUGAGCGUGCCAAACCUGGUAACCGUGGUAAACGUGAUUCCCAAAUGAUAUGUAUGAACUUUUUGAAUAAGGUGCAUUUUGACAGUGAAAUGACACCUCUUGAACUGGAAAUGUUCCAUCAGAUUAAGAAUGUCAUUGGUGUUAACCCCUCCUUUUAUGAAUACAUUCUAAUGGUCGAUUCUGAUACAGAAGUAUUGCCAGAUGCUUUGAACCAUAUGAUUUCGCGUAUGCUUCACGAUGGUCGCAUUAUCGGUCUCUGUGGUGAAACAAAGCUCGUUAAUGAAGACCGCUCUUGGACAACGAUGAUUCAAGUUUAUGAAUAUUACAUUUCCCAUCAUUUGGCCAAGGCUUUUGAGUCUUUGUUUGGUUCUGUCACUUGCUUGCCUGGCUGUUUCUGUAUGUACCGGAUCCGUACUCCUGUUAAAAACGAGCCUUUGAUUAUUUCUCCCAAGGUGAUUCAUGAUUAUUCUGAUAACCAUGUUGAUACUUUACAUAAGAAAAAUUUGCUCCAUUUGGGUGAAGAUCGCUAUUUGACAACGUUGAUGAUGAAACAUUUUCCUCAAUACAAAAUGAAGUUUACGCCACAUGCCCAAUGUAAGACGGUAGCUCCUGAUCGCUGGAAGGUGCUUCUAUCUCAGCGUCGUCGUUGGAUCAAUUCUACUAUCCAUAAUUUAUUCGAAGUCGUUCUCUUACCUGAUCUUUGUGGCUUCUGCUGCUUCUCAAUGCGCUUCGUUGUUUUGAUUGAUUUAAUUGGUACUUUGACACUACCUGUCUCUGUGGUCUACUUAGUAUACCUCAUUUACAUUAUUGCCUCCAAAACGGGACCACUUCCAAUUUUGGCUCUCGCCAUGUUGGCCGGUAUUUAUGGCUUGCAAGCGAUCCUCUUCAUUCUGAAACGGCAAUGGCAGCAUAUUGGUUGGAUGAUAUUUUACAUUCUGGCCAUUCCUGUCUUCUCUUUCUUCCUGCCCAUUUAUUCUUUCUGGCAUUUCGACGAUUUCUCUUGGGGUAAUACUCGUGUUGUGGUCGGUGAUAAGAAGCAAAAGAAAAUCAUUGUGGCUGAUGACGAAAAGUUUGACGAGAAGAUGAUUCCCCUAAAGAAAUGGAGUGUAUAUGAACAAGAGCUAUGGGAAAUGGGCUCUACAGGAAGUCGUGAAACAGGUAUUACUGGCAACACGUACAAGAGCUACCAUACAUACAACUCUCGUGGUACUGGUAUGUACGAUAACCGAACACAGUAUGGCGGUGGAAGUCAAAUUGGAGGCGAUUAUGAUUACUAUCGUGAUACGAAUAUGGCUGGUUAUGACAAAAAGAGGGCACAUAGUCCCAUGAUGGGAGGAGCUGGUUUUGCCGGUUCAGUUAUUGGAGGUUCUGAAUACGGUGGACCAACAGCAGCGCAAGAUUAUAUGAUGGUACCUCCUGGUAUACCACGCGCAUCACAAGCUAUGUCAGUACACAGCUUCGGUCCUGACUUUGCAGCAAGUGGACGAAUGACACCUAUGAUGAGCAAUGCUAGCUUCAUGAUGGGACAACCACAGGCGGAUACCAGCAGUAUGCUAAUCGGUCAGCAGGCUCUACAGCAGCAACCCGUAUUAAGCGGUAACCAAAGUGAAUAUGAUAUGCCUAUGAGACCAAUGAGCCAAUUCUCAGUACCUGCGUCGCAAGCCGGCAUCCAACCUAUGACUCCACCCGGUUUCCCAACUGAUGAAGAGAUUCUAUCAGAAAUUCGAAAUAUUCUGCAAACAGCCAAUUUGAUGAGUAUAACUAAAAAGCAAGUUCGCGAGCAAUUAAGCGCAUUCUUUGGUUUCGAUAUGACGCCUAAAAAGGAAUAUAUCAAUACUAGCAUUGAAUAUAUUCUACAAGGCAGACUUUAA
This is a messenger RNA of Mycotypha africana, 6039 nucleotides long. RefSeq names its product chitin synthase. Gene Ontology annotation, molecular function: chitin synthase activity; cytoskeletal motor activity; ATP binding. Gene Ontology annotation, cellular component: cell periphery; myosin complex; cell septum. The record is from RefSeq and is a predicted model, not a curated record. NCBI's taxonomy places the organism in Eukaryota, Fungi, Mucoromycota, Mucoromycetes, Mucorales, Mycotyphaceae. The coding region runs from base 1 to 6039 and encodes 2012 amino acids. The transcript has 4 exons.